Messenger RNA from Mesoplodon densirostris (Blainville's beaked whale), 2163 nucleotides. It is a transcript of the gene GLOD4, whose product is annotated as glyoxalase domain containing 4. NCBI's taxonomy places the organism in Eukaryota, Metazoa, Chordata, Mammalia, Artiodactyla, Ziphiidae. The coding region runs from base 44 to 940 and encodes 298 amino acids. The transcript is spliced from 9 exons. The record is from RefSeq and is a predicted model, not a curated record.
GUCCUCUGUGGGCGGUGCGGCGCUGUACGAGUGACGGUUGGUCAUGGCGUCUCGUCGGGCUCUGCACUUCGUGUUCAAAGUGGGAAACCGCUUCCAGACGACGUGUUUCUAUCGUGAUGUCCUGGGAAUGAAGAUUCUUCGGCAUGAGGAAUUUGAGGAAGGCUGCAGAGCUGCCUGUAAUGGGCCUUAUGAUGGAAAAUGGAGUAAAACAAUGGUGGGAUUUGGACCUGAGGAUGAUCAUUUUGUUGUAGAACUGACUUACAAUUACGGCAUUGGCAACUACAAGCUUGGCAAUGACUUCGUGGGUAUCACGCUCGCUUCUAGCCAGGCUGUCAGCAAUGCCAGGAAGCUGGAGUGGCCACUCAGUGAAGUGGCAGAAGGUGUUUUUGAAACCAAAGCCCCAGGAGGAUAUAAGUUCUAUUUGCAGAACCGCAGUCCACCUCAGUCAGGUCCUGUAUUAAAAGUGACUCUAGCAGUGUCUGAUCUUCAGAAGUCCUUGAACUACUGGUCUAAUCUACUGGGAAUGAAAAUUUAUGAAAAAGAUGAAAAGAAGCAGAGGGCUUUGCUGGGCUAUGCUGAUAACCAGUGUAAGCUGGAGCUACAGGGCAUCCAAGGGGCAGUUGAUCAUGCAACAGCUUUUGGACGAAUUGCCUUUUCUUGCCCCCAGAAAGAGUUGUCAGACUUAGAAGAUUUGAUGAAAAGGGAGAACCAGAAGAUUCUGACUCCCCUGGUGAGUCUGGACACUCCAGGGAAAGCAACAGUGCAAGUUAUCAUUUUGGCCGACCCUGAUGGACAUGAAAUUUGCUUUGUGGGGGAUGAAGCAUUUCGAGAACUCUCUAAGAUGGAUCCAGAGGGAAGCAAAUUAUUGGAUGACGCAAUGGCAAAAGAUAAAAGUGAUGAAUGGUUUGCUGCACAAAAUAAACCAAAGGCUUCAGGUUAACCGAAGACAUCACGUGGAACAAGCAUUAGUGAUUCCUGUCGAACACCUGUGAGGUCUGAUGUGUGCAUUGUGUGACAGGUGUUCUCACAACUUGGUUUCCUCUGAUAUAGUUUAGAGAGAAAAUCCUAUCAUCCGUCCAUUUAGGGGAGAACGCUUGCUGUCAUCUAUGCCAUCCCUGGAAGGGUACAUUUUUGGUGUAAGUGUAUUAGAUUAGUAAUAAAUUCUUCUGCAGCCUGGGACAGCUGUAUUGAACAGGACCUUUGGUUGGGAAUGGAGGGAAUUUUGAUAAGUAUGUAGAUUUAAUGAGAACAAAUAAACCCAAAUCAAUUGCUUACAGCAGGAGUACUUCCAGUACCUGGUGACAGUAUGCUGUUCUAAUAUCUUACUCUGGCAGGCCUUGACCGAUAAAAACUUUUAAAGAAAUUUUGUGCCUUGAACCAAAAGCCUUGGUUAACGUUCCCACAUUCUUUGCUUUAAAUUUUUGAGUAGCCAGAGAAAACAGACAAAAGGAUCUAUGUGUUAUGUUGCUACACGCCUGGCUUUGUACUAGUUUCUCUCUCUCCCUCUCUCUCUCUCUAUAUAUUUUUUCCUUUUAAUCCUCGUAAGAAGAGACCACGUUAGAUUUCUUAGUGAUGGAUUCGAUGAUUUCCUCAGCAUGAAAAACUUUUUAAAAAAUAUUUUCUUGUCUUCUAUCUGACUCUGCAGAACAAAUCAAUUUUAAUCACUGGAAAUAGAAUUAAGUUGGGCAUAGUUAUUAUGAAAUGUUUUUUGAAAUUAUGCUUCUGAAAUCAAGCUGUUACAACCAACCUGUAAGACUCAUUAAAGUGGUUGCCAGGUUCACACUAUAGGGAAGAAACUGAUGAGAUUGGAAAGGAUUGACUCAGAAGAUACCAGUUCCUGUACAAUAUACAUGAAAUUACUUGUAAAUCAUAGCCACUGCUGUUCUCCCUUGCUGGCAGGGUAGGGUAUGGAAAUUUCAGAGUGAGUUUCAGCUCACCUUCUGAUAGGGCUAUCUUACCUUCACUGAGAGGAAGAAAUUAUUUCCCAGCUCCACAGCACUUUUCAUUCCACUUAAAUUCUCUAUCUUAGGGAAGCGAUUGUGAGUUUCAAAGCAAAUCAAGCUAUGUUCCUCCUGUCGACAGUUGGUUCACUAUUUUUUUCUGUGCAUGGGGAAAUUAUUAUAUGAAUUUUGAAUAAUCAAGUAAAUGCCUCUGUCUUCUUUA